Molecule: messenger RNA, 1440 nt
Organism: Cuscuta epithymum
Lineage: Eukaryota; Viridiplantae; Streptophyta; Magnoliopsida; Solanales; Convolvulaceae
Source: the annotation of a GenBank genome assembly
GGGACAAGGGACAGAGUCGAUCUACUACCGAAUACCGAUUGCGGCCAAAGAGAUAUCAGCGUGAGAAGGGCUGGGGCGAGGCUCUGCGACAAGAGACAACGCCGAUCUACAGAAGACACUACCGGUGGCGGUCGAAUCAUCCCAGAUUUGACGAACGGGAAUAUGGGGAUUCGCGGAGAGCAUCUGUGCGUGGCCGCUGGGGUUUUAAGGCAUCGCCAGCUAUCCUUGAACGAGAAUCAUUCCGUUCACGUUUCAGUGGCUCCCGCGGAAGGCCUGAUACCUGGAGGUCGAGCGGAUGGAUUCCAACUGAUGGACACAGGCAGAGCCAUAGGCCUUUCUCCUCCGGCUACCGGCACAAAGGCCAGAGAAAGUACCGCUCCAAUCAGCAGCAGCAGGGGACUAGACAGUUUGAGGUUACAUUUGAAAGCAAAAUUUUUCGAUUUACUGUCUUUGAUUGUAACGUGCUGCAAAUUUUUGAAAGAAAGAAUGGAAUUACAUCUUCUAUUGACCGUGAGAUUACACAAUCCAUUUCAGGUCUCUUAUUACAAGCUGAUAUUGAUAAAUUAGCCUCAUUAGAUUAUGCAUUGGAUUUGGUUUCUGUUGAGGAUCAAAGCUCCAUGCUAAAUCAUGAAUCCGACCUUAAAGAAUUUUUUCAGUCAGCCUUGACAAAUGGGGUGAACUCACUUUCUCGCUAUCUACUUCACGAAUUUGAGAGACUCCUUGUCUCUACUUUGGGUAUUCAUCCUCUAAGAAUGGAGGAUCCAUCGGUGAUAGCUAAUCAGGAAAAGAUUGAGGUUUUGAAUCCAGGCGACUGGGAUAUUAGGUGUGGGCUUUAUGGAUGGGAUAAUAUUGAAUGCAAUCCUUCAGAAACUUUUGACUGUGAAGGGCUUUAUGGAGAUCAUCACCCCACCUUUUCAGGGGAUGAAUUUCUUGGUCACGUCUCAGAGAACGAGAAGAGGGUUCCUAUUUCGACGGUGGAAGACCUUUGGGAUUCUGAUGCGAAUGAGACUAUUUUCCAAAAAGCUCUUCUAGUCACACGAGACAACUGCUUACCUACAGAAAAUCAGAACACUCAGAAACAGAUGUAUAAAAAGAAUCAACGAUCGCAUCUUAUGAAGACUAGAUCUCAAUCUCGAAUAGAGCUUUGAAGUGUUGUUCGGGACUCGUUCAAUUAGGGAGGGAGAGUUCUCUUAUUUUUACUUUGGGUUGGGCAUCUUUUAUUUUAGUUCUAUUUUUGUUGUUUCUACUUGCAUUUUCUUCGUUAUCUUGUUAUACUUUUAUUUGUUUCUUCAAUAAAAUUUUCCUUUUCUGUUAAGUUUAAAAAAAAAAGAUAUUAUUAGUGUCAAUUUUGUCUUAUAAUUAAAGUUGCCUUCAAUAAGAGCAUAAACGUUGUAAAUCCAAAAUUAUGAGUACAAUAUUCUUUUCUCCGUGCUUGGAAAA